This is a messenger RNA of Angiostrongylus costaricensis, 648 nucleotides long. The record is from the annotation of a GenBank genome assembly. NCBI's taxonomy places the organism in Eukaryota, Metazoa, Nematoda, Chromadorea, Rhabditida, Metastrongylidae.
AUGCGCGGCCAAGGAUGUGCUAAUGAACACUCAGUGCUUGAGUUAGAAAAAUUUCGCGGUGGCGAAUUCGUUAUUGAAGAUGAGGGAGGUCGCAAACGUCCUUCUGCUAUCGAUGAUUUCGGAGCAUUUAAAAAGCUGAAAACUCGACAAAUGCUUUACACCGGUUUCGUCAUUGUGCUUCCGUUGGUGAUUUGCCAACUUUUCACACAGCCUGUUGCUUAUUAUCAUAUUCCUCUCUUAUCAGCCUCCGCCGAUUCACAAUACGUCUACGGAGAGACGCCUCUUUAUGAGUUAGUCUACCACCCGAGUUUUACACAGUCGGCCUAUGUUCCGCAGGUGCCUUAUGGGCAGUACGGGCAACCGAUGUAUCAGCAUCUACAGUAUCCUGUAUAUCAGAAUGGUCUUUCACCAGUGCUCUCACUGCCUCGUCAAACCACAUCUGUUGUGGACUACGCGAGUUAUAUGAGCCUGAUCAACGAUAAAGAGAAUUUUCAGACGUCUGGCUGCGGAUGGGACGCGACGCUGGUGAAGUGCACGGACACGUUGGGUCUGUGCAAGGGUGGCUGUCGCGACUUCGCAGUCUCCGCUUCGGCUCCUCUCCAUGAUUGCAGGUACGAUCCGUCACUGAUUUACGCAAAUGCUGCAUGA